AUGAAUGUAAUGAAGAAGAAGAAUACCGAGAAUUAUGAAGUAAAAAAAGAAGUGAAUCAAGACUGCGCACGGCGUCUAUUUAUACAUCGAAUGAGAAAUGGCAUGCAGCAGGUAUCAUCUCACAGAAUCGCAGUUGAUACCUUGGUUUAUGUUCGAAAAAUCAUAGGUUUUGGAAAGUACAACAGUGCUCAAGAACUCAUUGAGUUGCUGGAAACUGAAAGAAAGCAUUUGUUGGAGGCAUUGCCUUAUCAGUUUGUUGUUUCAAAUAUUGUAUUAUGUGUGAUCAAAAUUAUCUGUGAAGAAAACGGUGAAACUACCGCUGCAUUUGGAGAUCUAGUACCGCAUGAUUCCUUAGAUGAGCUCUGGAAAACUCCAGGCAGUAGAAAAGUUAUGGAUCCACGGAAAUUUCGAAAACUAGCUCUUGUUGCUAUUAAUGAAUUUGCAGCUGAAAUCGACACUUGUGUUGAUGAUAUAUGUGCCCAGGCAAGUGAUUACAUCUGUACAUCUGAUGUUAUCAUAACACACUCACUGUCGUUGUCAUCUACACUGAGAGCAUUUUUCAAGUCAGCUCGUAAAAGUCAGAAAAAUUUUCGAUUACUAGUAGUAGAUGAAGAAAUUGAUUAUGGUGAUUGUUUGUCGUCAGUGGAUGUUUUAACUGCUAUGCAGCGCGCUACUCGAGUCUUUAUCUCUGCUGUCGCUGUAUUUCCGGAUGGAUCUUGCUUGGCACCGGCAGGAUGCUUAAUGAUAUGUUUAGCAGCUAGACGGCAUGCAGUACCAGUUUCAGUUUGUACUUCUUUCUACAAAUUUACUCCAUUUUUUGUAGCGGAUAUUGAUCGUAUACACUCUUUCGGUUCUGCCACUGCUGUGGUACCUUUCUCAGAGAUGGAAGAAAUGGAAAAUGCCCAAAUUGUGAAUCCCAUCUUCGAUCUGAUAUCUGCAGAGCUUAUAUUGCAGUAUAUAUCACAUACAUCCACCCUCACUCCCUCCCAUGUUUACCGUUUUAUUGGGGAUUAUUACUGUCGUGAUCGCACUGAAAUGUCUUUGUAG
This is a messenger RNA of Brugia malayi, 1047 nucleotides long. RefSeq lists its product as uncharacterized. Gene Ontology annotation, biological process: translational initiation. The record is from RefSeq and is a predicted model, not a curated record. Gene Ontology annotation, molecular function: guanyl-nucleotide exchange factor activity; translation initiation factor activity. NCBI's taxonomy places the organism in Eukaryota, Metazoa, Nematoda, Chromadorea, Rhabditida, Onchocercidae. Gene Ontology annotation, cellular component: eukaryotic translation initiation factor 2B complex. The transcript has 6 exons. The coding region runs from base 1 to 1047 and encodes 348 amino acids.